UCGGCAAUAAUUCAUCCACAUGAAGAUUCUAUUGAAUCAAGAGAACAAAAUUGUAAUGUAGGGACGAUUAUUGGCGAGAGAUUACCCGAAGAAGAUGUUAGAAUUAUUGAAACUAUAGAAAAUGGAAAUCUAUCGGAUAUGCCAUUAUUUCCAGGGCUGCAAAGAAGAAAACUUUAUUUUAAUCCUGCUUAUUUUGAAAGGCAGCUUCUACUGGCUCCACCUCCAGCAGCAGUUGAUUUUCUUCUCAAAAUUCGAGAAGUUAUAUCAAUUGCCAAACAAAAAAUGUCUGCUAAACGUUUUAUUCCGACACUUCAUGAAAUCCCAGAAGAAUCAUCUUCAGAGCGACCAAGUUCCAAAUCGCUGAGUUGUGCGGGUUGUCCUGAUUGCACUCACGGGUACUCGGCAUCGAAGCUAUCCACGACGCGUGCCAUUUCUGGUGAAAGCAGAGUGCAGGCUUGGCUUGAAGACGUCCGGCUUCUCGAUACUCGCUGGCGCAGCCUCGAGGAGCGAAAACAGAAACAGAGGCUUAGAUUCACGACCUUCAAAGAUGUAAAAGAUGUGGACACUGAAAGUGCAAAGCUCUCCAAUAAGUCGCUCCCGUCUAUAAUUAACAAGCUAUCGAGCAAUGAUCUGAUACAUGAUUGCGUAAAUCAAAUUUUGGAAAUCAACCGAUACGAAUACGAGACUAAAAGAUCGACGAAGUCUGUGACAUGUGAACCUGGUUACUUUAAUUGUCGAAUAGAUGAAAUCUCGGAAUGGAAUAAACAAAAUAACCAGGAACCUGAAGAUAAUAUUAUUAAUACGAAUGUCAGAGAAAUUAUUGAAAAUGCCUUUCAAACACAAUUAAAGCAAUUGCAGAACGGUCAACAAAAUGAAAAACAAAUUGACAAUAAAAAUGAAAUUACUUUUGACCUACGUAAAACAAAAAAUGAUAACUUUAAUCAUAAUAAGACGAACAGCAUAAGAAAGACACGAGUUUUACUUAACAUAAUAAACGACGAAUUAACUGGAAGAAACAGUAGCGAGGCAAAGCGUAUUAUGGAUUCUGUAAUUCAAGAAUUAAUCAUUGCAAAGGAAAAAGAAAAGGUUAAAGAAAAGGAAACUAAAAGAGAAAAAGAAAAGGAUGGUAUAACUCGGAUCUCGGAUUACGAAACCGAUAGUCUCGAAAAGACAAAGUUCAGUAGAAGCCUAUCGAAUUCGCCCGUCUCCAUAAAUAAAUCCAGUCUUCCGUUAACGACGACUUUACCUCUGGACGAAAAAUUGAGAAUGAGAAACUCUAUCAUUGAUUUACAAAUCAAUGAACCAAUUAAGAACAAAACUAUAAUUAAGAAUUAUAAUCUUCCGGAAGUUGUACCACUACGUCCAGAAAACUACGCAUUAGUAAGUGAAGUGUAUGUAAACGACGGGUAUGCGAGUCCAACGGACAGUGAUGAUGAUUCGGGUCCGGAAAUCCAAUAUGAGUCACAGAAUCCCGGGCAUCUAACAAUAAAGGUACUAGAUUCGCCAAAGAAUUACAUCAAGCAAGAUGAGUCAGAAUACGAACCUGAUACCCUAGAUAGAAAGCCGAUGAAAUUGAAAAUAAAUGGGGAUAUCGCAUAUGACAAGAACAUUGUUAAUGAAGUGUACAUUGACUCACUCGAACGCUCCUCUCAAAUACUUUUACACAGUAAAAGAAGCUUUAAGGGAGAAAACGUUAAAGAUAGUCUGACAAAACUGCCUGACGAACAUAACAGCUUGCGUGAAAUAUAUGAGGCUCGAAUGAAGUUCCAGCAACAGCAACAGCCGGAAGAACAGAAGCAACAAGAAAUGCAGAUAAUACAAAAUAAUGAAGCUAUUCGAUUGAAUAAACGAUACAAAGUCUAUGUAUGUACAAGUCCCUUGUUACCGCGUCAAAAACGUCGACAACGCAAAGCCGACAACCAACCGGACGUUGUACCAAAACCACCGCCGACACCACCGCCGCCACUAUCGCUGGAAUUAAAAAUAGUCAAUCAACUUGAUACUAAGGAGUUGAAUGGAAGCAUCUCUUCAGCCUACUCAGAAGCCUUAAAUAAAUCGGAGUCGCUUAAUAUAGCAAAUGACCGAAGAAAUGAGAGGUGUCAGCAGUGCCGGCGCUUGCCCAAGUGGCGAAGCAAGUCGAGCCCAAAUGAAACUAAUAGUCGUUCAUGGAGUCGACGCUCCAGAAGUGUGGACAAGUCGCGGAGAAUAUCAAGAUCGCAGCAACGAGGGCAUCGCCCGUGCUCUGACGAUAGAUCCAAAUCUAACGGGGCCAACCUCGAGGACAGCGCGUACGUAAGCAGCCCCGAGAGCAAUGGCUCGCAAUGCCGUUUCCACAGCUCAGCGAACAGUUCCAACUAUACCGAGAGCGAUGAGUCGAUGAACAUCAAUGGAGUAAACAGUGAAAGCGGCGCCGAGAGCGUUGAGACCGACAGCGUCUUCUUUGGUAACUUUCGAACGCACGUCAAAUCCCAGCCUAUCGCUAAGAGUGUUAAAAAUCUAAAAACACAGCAACGGCUCGUCAACUACCAGCUUUUUCGUAUUAAGUCCGAAGUUUAUUGAGUAAGUGGUAAUAUACAAUUAGUGCUCGUAAGGAUUAUUUGUAUCUUAACUUUGAUGCGGAAACAUCAAUUAACAAUUGAAAAUUAUACUGAUAACUUUA
Messenger RNA from Ceratosolen solmsi marchali, 2659 nucleotides. RefSeq names its product shavenoid (gene sha). The record is from RefSeq and is a predicted model, not a curated record. Gene Ontology annotation, biological process: imaginal disc-derived wing hair organization. The coding region runs from base 139 to 2559 and encodes 806 amino acids. Lineage: Eukaryota; Metazoa; Arthropoda; Insecta; Hymenoptera; Agaonidae. Gene Ontology annotation, cellular component: cell cortex. The transcript is spliced from 9 exons.